AUGUAUAACAGCCAAAGCACCUACGAAUCUCUUGUCGACGUUUGCGUAAAUUCGGCCAUGGCAAAUAUUCGGUCGAUGACAACGGAUCAGCUCAAUGAUCUGCUUUAUAAUGAGUCACGUUUCAAUGGAUUAGUUGACAGUUUACCUCAGAUUCGUUCCCUGCCGACUGAAAGAGAAGCUGGACUUGCUCAAAACAAAUCACUUGCUGAGUGGAAUUUAGCUCAAGAACCAAAAUUAACGCAGCUGCGGAAACAGGUGAAAGAUCUUUAUGGGCAAGCAACUUCUUUACGAACGGAAACCGAAGCACUCAAAUCAAAGCUUGAUGAAAUAUCUUCUUCAAAGUCACUGGAUACUACUAGUAACCUGCUGCAAGUAGCUGCUCAGGAAGCAGAUGAUGACGCAGAGGGUACGGCCAAAGCUUUUCUUGCUGGUACAAUUUCUAUUGAACAGUUCCUCAAGGAUUUGCUUGAAAAGAAAGCGUUGGCUCAUUUGCGGAAAAUCAAGUCCGAUCGUUUAAUCACGAUAUUGCGAGAUCAACAAUACUCUCAAGCUACUCCGUCUGUUCCACCGAGGACUGGGGUCGCUCCAUACCCAGAUAUACCUAUGCCUAAUCGGCACUCUUAUUACUGA
Messenger RNA from Necator americanus (New World hookworm), 630 nucleotides. RefSeq lists its product as uncharacterized. The record is from RefSeq and is a predicted model, not a curated record. Gene Ontology annotation, cellular component: ESCRT I complex. Gene Ontology annotation, biological process: protein targeting to membrane; protein targeting to vacuole; ubiquitin-dependent protein catabolic process via the multivesicular body sorting pathway. Lineage: Eukaryota; Metazoa; Nematoda; Chromadorea; Rhabditida; Ancylostomatidae. The transcript is spliced from 6 exons. Bases 1 to 630 code for a protein of 209 amino acids.